Messenger RNA from Amaranthus tricolor (Joseph's coat), 1645 nucleotides. RefSeq lists its product as uncharacterized. The record is from RefSeq and is a predicted model, not a curated record. NCBI's taxonomy places the organism in Eukaryota, Viridiplantae, Streptophyta, Magnoliopsida, Caryophyllales, Amaranthaceae. The transcript is spliced from 4 exons. Bases 510 to 1508 code for a protein of 332 amino acids.
AUGUAAACACGUACUUUAUUUAAAGUCGUUUCACGAAAAAAUGAUCCCUAAUAAGAAUAGCUCCAUAAAAUUUUGCUCGCCCAAAAAAUUGGGAAAUGAAGCAAAAAAGACACAUAGGCAAAGCAAGUUAGUUAAUGCAAAUCUUAGGCCAUGAGUAUUUUAUUUUAUUUUUUUUGCUUGAUACUUGAGAGAGUUUUCAAUUUCCUCAUUUCUUCUGAAUUUUGAUACAUUUCUGUGUCACCCCUUCCUAUUUUUAGCUAUUUAUCUUCUCAUCUCUCUCAAUUUUUGUUUCAUUACCCAGAAAAUAUUUUUGUUAUUUUUCCCAAUUACCAAUUAUUUUUUUUUCAUUUUAUAUAACAAAAAACAAUCCAAGACUAUUCGAUCACUAUCCUUUUUUCAGAUCUCAGUGGCUUGAUCAACAGUCUCAUCAUCAAUUUUCUAUUUUUCCCUUCAGCUUAUAUGAUGUGUUUCAUGAGCAUUGAAGAAAAACGAGCGUGUUAGUUCAAGUAAUGGAACAUCAAAAUGAGAGCGAAUUAGUUGGUGAAAGUGUUCAAGACAAAGAUGAGAACUCUAAUUCAGAAGAUAGGCGUAGAUCUUCGUCUAUUUCAUCAGUAUCAGACAUUGAAUCAGCAAUAACCGAUUUUUCUUUAGACGAUUCAACUCAACUCGAUAGAAAUGAUCAUGGUAGCCUUGCAAGUGAUCAAGAUCAAGAUGAUGAUAACGAUGAUGGACUCGAGAUGCCAUCAGGUGAUGCAGCAGCAUUAGAAUUCCCAACAGUUCAGGUAAUGGAGCGGCCUGCUGACGAUUCUGGAUAUAGAAUUCCAUCGUAUGUGUUUGCGAGCAACAAAUCAUCGAAUCCCGAGUGGAGUUUAGCUUCGAAUGAGUCGUUGUUUAGUAUUCCAGCAGGGAAUAUGAGUUUUACUCGAGAUCAGUUUAGUUGGUUGUUAAAAUCUGGCGAAUCAGGUCCUUGUUGGUCUAGUGACUUACCUAAAUCAGGGGAACUCCCGCCUCCUUCGCCUAGAAAUGCACCAAAAGCUGCUGAUUUACGUCUAGACGAGACAAUGCCACUUACAAAGCCCGAAGUGAUCGAAUCAGGACACGAAAGUAUAGCUGCUCCUCCUUAUCGAUCUGAGAAAGAUGUCGAUUUUCAUGGAACAAGUCCACCAAUUAAUGAAACUGCUGAUUUCGAUUCCGGGGUAAAAAAAGACGGUCUAAUUGUCGACACGAAAGAAAAAACGUCAUCAGUUUCAGGUUCAGAAGAUUCACCUCUUUCGAAGUGUAUAUCACACCGUUCAGAUCAGUCCUUUGCAUUUCCGGUACUAGCAGAAGUUGGACGAGAUAAAUCAGUAAACUCCGGGCGCAGCCAUACACGAGCUGAGCAUCGAAAGAACUCAUUGGUACCCGAGACAGAGGCACCCAAGCCGUCACCCAAAGCGACUACUGAAGCGGCGCCUGCAUCUAAAUCAUGGUUUUCUUGUUUUUCUUGUUGUUGUUGUUGUUGUUGUUAAGUUAUGGUUGUAAUGUAUCAAAACAAGAAGUAUCUACAAGAGUAAUCCACUUUGUUAUGCACUUUGUUAUACAAGUAUCCUAACCUUGUGUUAUAUAUAGAAUAAUCCACUUCUAAUUGUAGUGUUUUGUAUUUUGU